AUGGCUUUGAGGCUUUGCUGUGCCUGGAUUCCCAUCCUCCUCCUCCUGCCUGGCCUCUCGGAUGGAGGGAAGCUCCUGGUGGUGCCCAUGGUGGGAAGCCACUGGCUGAGCAUGCAGGAAGUGGUGGAGAAGCUGAGCGAGAGAGGACACGAGGUGGUGGUGCUGGUUCCUGAGGUGAGCUGGCAAAUGGAGACCACGCAGGCCUACAAGGUGGUCACGUACCCAGUGAGCCAGACCCUGGAAGAGCUGGAUAACUCCUUCCAGGAAUACCUCGCCGUGCACCUGACACCGAAUCCGUUCCCCCUCAAUGCCCUGGCCAUGUACAACGCCUCAGUGCAUGUUUUCAGCACCUUCUUUGGGCAGUGCAAAGACCUGUUCCACAGCCAGGAGACCCUGAGGUUCCUCAACCAAAGCGGCUUUGAUGCCAUUCUGACGGAUCCGGCCUUCAUGUGUGGGGCCAUCCUGGCCCACUAUCUUUCUCUUCCCUUUGUCUUCUUCAUGAGGGGAUUUGGUUGCAACCUGCACUUUUCAGCCCCACAGAGCCCAAGCCCUCUGUCCUACGUCCCGAGACUCUUCAGCUUCAACUCGGACCGCAUGACUUUUUUCCAGAGGGUGGAAAAUGCCCUGAUUUCCCUCCUGGAGCUUGAUUACUGCAACGGUUUCUAUGGAGAAGCGCUUAAGCUUUCCUCAGAAGUUCUUCAGAGGGAUGUGUCCCUGAUGGACCUGGUGAACUCCGCUGCCAUUUGGAUCCUGAGGUUUGACUUUGUGUUUGAAUACGUCAGGCCAGUGAUGCCCAACAUGGUCUUUGUAGGGGGGAUCAACUGUGCGAAGAAGAAACCACUGCCUAAGUUCCCGAGGCCAGUGAUGCCAAACAUGGCUUUUAUUGGAGGCAUUAACUGUGUUCAGAAGAAAAAACUGUCUCAGGGCCCUCCCCUGCCGCCUCCGGGCCGCGGGCGGCGGGCUCGGCUCUGCCGCCACGGCGGCGGCUCCCCGGGGAGCAGUGACGGCUCCGAGGAGCCACACGACGGCCACGUGGUGCGGGGGAGCCGGCAGCUGCCGGCGGCGAUUGUAAAAGCUGCGAUGCUGGGAUGGCGGCGCGGUGACUCGGGGGGCCUCUGUGCGGUGGUGCGGGGGCCGGGGCUGGGGCCAGGGCCGGGCCGCUCGGCUGGUGGUGAAGGGGCCGCCCCGAGCCGCGACUGCGGCCCCGCACGGGCACCGCGCUGUGCCAGAGGCGGUGCUGAAGCAGUGUUCCGCGGGGUUCUGCGCUGUGCCGGCGGGGCCAUGGAGGUCCAUUUUCUUCUUAGGGUUGUCAGUGGUUGA
This is a messenger RNA of Melozone crissalis (California towhee), 1320 nucleotides long. Its product is annotated as UDP-glucuronosyltransferase 1-6-like. The transcript is spliced from 3 exons. Lineage: Eukaryota; Metazoa; Chordata; Aves; Passeriformes; Passerellidae. The coding region runs from base 1 to 1320 and encodes 439 amino acids. The record is from RefSeq and is a predicted model, not a curated record. Gene Ontology annotation, molecular function: UDP-glycosyltransferase activity.